CAUAGCUCCCUAACUCUUAUGUAUCAUAGCUGUAAUAAGGAUUGCAAGCAGCUCACAAUCACUUACAUUUUAUUUAGCUUGUUCAGCAGCGAAACUGCAGUUUCUUAAAAUACUUUUUUGUUUUCCAAGUAACUACUACAUCUAACAAGCUGAAUGUUAAUUUUGCAUAUAAAGUAGCACUGGUGGAAUAUUGUGGAGUUGCGAAGCCCAAGGGAAGUCUGCAGCUGGGUGUGAGGCAGAAGGGCUUCAGUUGUGGAGUGAAUGGCAGCCACAGGUGUCUUGGCGGAAUGCUGCUUCUGUAAGAGAGAGAGCUGAAGUUGUAAGACGUCUCCCAGCUGUCUGUCCACGACCCACUGCUCCUAGGAGGGGCUAGCUUCUGUGGAUUGCUGUAAAAUGCCGUUUAGGAACUGUUAAUGGAAACAGGCGUCUUUAGUAAAACAUUGAUCCGUAAGUUGCUGGCAAAAUACAGCAGACCUCGACAGAAUAUAUAGAAGAGCCAUCUCUAUCCCGCACUCACCUGCAAAGUCUCAUUGGGCUGUUGCGAUGAACACUAUUGCCUGAGAAAAGUUCAUCAGAAAGACUAAUGCAGGGAAAUAUAAUUUGAAAGAAAGACACUGCAAUUUAUAGAUUCAUUUAUGUUUGCAUGCUGUCAAAUAAAGAGAGACUUUGAUGACCAUAUGUUAUCCUUCAGCCAAGGAUGUGACAGUGUCGACUUUCAAGAAUUUAUUAAAGCAAAAAGUUGGUUUUCACAGAAGUAGUAUAGUUGCUUGUUUAUACAUCCUGUUUACCUUGGUCCCAAAAAUGCCAGCCAAAACACCCAUUUAUCUUAAGACAGGCAACAGCAAAAAGGGGAAAAAGUUCAAGUUGAGAGAUAUCUUAUCUCCCGAUAUGAUCAGCCCUCCACUUGGAGAUUUCCGGCACACUAUUCACAUUGGCCAAGAAGGACAGCACGACGUAUUUGGGGAUAUGUCAUUUUUGCAGGGAAAAUAUGAGCUGUUGCCUGGAAAUCAGGAAAGGUCAAAACCUGGUCAGAGUUUGGGGCAUAAUGAAUUCUUGAGAGCAAACAGCACUUGUGAUUCUACCUUUUCAGAAACACCCUCACCAGUGCUUAAAAAUGCAAUCUCCCUUCCUACCAUUGGUGGUUCCCAGGCUCUUACUUUGCCAUUGCUGGCACCUAUAACAUUUAACUUAAAACAGGCAACAGUAGGUUCUCCAGAAACCCCUCCAUUUCAUCCUUCACCAUCCACAGAGAAAGUAAUGCCACAAAAAAGCACGCAGCUUAAAAAUGGAGAUGUAGACGUAAAUAGGUUUCAUCCUGAACCAGUUGUUGAAGAACCAGUGCCAGAAAAAACUAAGUCCCACGAGAAUGGAGAUGUAAGUGGCAAUUCAUGGAAACCAGCACUUCUGACAUCAUCAUGUUACAUGAAUGGCAAAGCUGGGGGCAGUCCUCGGCAUUCAGAGCAGCACACAGAUUGGCAGCUAAAUCUGUUUGAAGAUGAUGCUACAUGUGAUUUUCAAAGUGGACUUGUGGAUACUAAGAGCAGCUCUGAAGACUCCAUUGCAGAUAUGACAGGCUCUCUGCUUUCAUUGCAACUUGAUUUGGGGCCUUCCCUUCUGGAUGAGGUGCUUUGUGUUAUGGACAAAAAUAAAGUAUAGAAGAACAUACUGAACCUAGCUUCAUAAGAAAUGGUACAUGCAGAGAGCACUUUUCCAAAACUGUUAUAGAAAGAUGCUUUCAAAAGAAAAAAAUGUUUACAUGUAACAGUUUGACAGUGUUAUUUUCUUGUGUAUGCAAAUCUCAAACUGUUAUAAAAAUUCCACUGGGCAUUUAUGUGCUUGCUGGUAAAUGGAAGACUGUAAAACAGUUCACAGACCGUAUAUGGUUAAUAAUGAACAUUUAUGAUUCUGGUUAUUUAUCCAUGCCUUACUGUGGUGUCUGUGCAUGGACUAUCACACAUAUGUUAUAAGUAAUCUGAGACAGCAUACGUUCAGCACUUCAGAAUAGACACAGCAGAACAUUGGUUGGGGUUGUUGAUUGGUCAUUCUAAGAACCAGCAUAAAACUCCAGUGGUUCUGGAGUAGUCCUGCCCACUUCAUUAUGCUAACAUUCUAAACAGCAGAUGCCAAAAAUAUGUUUCAUGUUCACAUCACUGUGCAAAUCUGUGUUCUGUGUUUAAUACCUUUUUGCAAGGUUGACUAUAUCUACAAAUAGAUAAUCCUACAGAAAGCUUAUUUCUUCAGUGCCUUUUACAUAUAACUACUGAACCAGUUUUAGGUAGGUCAUUUCAUUUUUAAUACAUGCAUCUGUUUUAGGUGUUACAUCUUUUAUAUGUUACAUUUAAAGGAUUUACUGGGCUACAGUGUCACACAGGCACUUCUUCUGUUGCUCUCUUUCGCAUGUUAGUAUGCCUUUUUUAGCAGUGUUAUCCUUUAAUAAAUCAUUUAAUAAAUAAGAGUUUUUAUCACA
Protopterus annectens (West African lungfish) is the source of this 2467-nucleotide messenger RNA. It is a transcript of the gene CDC42EP3, whose product is annotated as CDC42 effector protein 3. The transcript has 2 exons. Bases 670 to 1656 code for a protein of 328 amino acids. NCBI's taxonomy places the organism in Eukaryota, Metazoa, Chordata, Ceratodontiformes, Protopteridae. The record is from RefSeq and is a predicted model, not a curated record.